AUGGCAACUGGAUCUUUCGGUACACCAGUGUCGGUGCAGGUGGCUUGCCGAACCAGUCCUGCUCUCCCAAUAUAUUUGAGUCGAACAUGUAGCUCCGUUUCAUCGGCUAAUCUGCGCCGGCCGAGAUAUCCUCAUCUGUGUCCUGGACUUGAGUCCGCUGCGGUUGUGCCUCAAAAUCCGUUGAGGGAUCGUGUUCGCGUCUGGGCACCUCCCAUUCUCUCGGAAAAUAGAACUUCGCUGCUCUAA
Messenger RNA from Macrosiphum euphorbiae (potato aphid), 246 nucleotides. The record is from the annotation of a GenBank genome assembly. Lineage: Eukaryota; Metazoa; Arthropoda; Insecta; Hemiptera; Aphididae.